Messenger RNA from Letharia lupina, 408 nucleotides. RefSeq lists its product as uncharacterized. Lineage: Eukaryota; Fungi; Ascomycota; Lecanoromycetes; Lecanorales; Parmeliaceae. The record is from RefSeq and is a predicted model, not a curated record. The transcript is spliced from 2 exons. Bases 1 to 408 code for a protein of 135 amino acids.
AUGAUUCGCAAUUCUAGGGACGAGGGGCAGGGUCUCCUUAUCAAAGGCCUUUCACGAACUGCUCUACAACAAACUCUACUCACGUUUGAUUCAACGCAAUCUCAGCCUGUCAUGGCCUCCAACCUCGUCGAGCUCGUCAACGAAUACUACGAGGCCAGAAAACCCUACACUCAGAUGCUGCGAGAAGCUCAUGCCAGCCUAUCUACUAAACACUCCUCCCCCAAAACCGACACAUCUACCGCUGAAGCCAUUGACAUGGUCCAAUCUCAGCAAGAGUCGCCGUUCUCAACUUCCCCCAGGAUACCAAACGAAGAGAUGAGGGACGUUUUGAAAAGGCUGGAGGCUACCAAGAUCGAGUAUGCGCAGGGAGAUAAGUCUACGGGGAAGGCUUCUGCGGAAAAGAAAUGA